AUGACGGCCGGAGCAGACACGACCGCGACCGCCGUCUCGGCCCCCGGGAAGGUGCUCCUCGCGGGCGGGUAUCUCGUCCUCGACCGGGCGUACACGGGCCUCGUUUUCGGGCUCAGCGCGAGGGUGAACGUCGUCGCGGCCGAGAUCCACACGUCGCCCGGCGUGCACCUGACGGAGAUUAUCGUCGAGAGCCCGCAGUUCCUCGACGCGACGUGGCGGUACGGGUUCCAUCUCGCGCCUGAGGAUGGGGGGAUUACCGUCACGCAGCUGCAGGUCGGCUCCAAAAUCAACCCCAACCCCUUCGUCGAGACCACCCUCUCCUACGCCCUCACCUACAUCGCCAGCAUCCGCAAACGCCGCCCAAACCACGCCCUGACAUCCACCCGCCUCAUCAUCCUCGCCGACAACGACUACUACUCCCUCCCGGACACCACGCCCGGCGCCGCCGCCCAGCAGCAGGGCCGCUUCGCGCGGUACCCCCACACCCUCAGCGAAGCCCACAAGACCGGCCUGGGCUCCUCCGCCGCGCUCGUCACCUCCCUCACCGCCGCCCUCCUCACGCACCACCUGCCCUCGAACCUCUUCAACCUCGCCUCCGAGGCCGGCAAGCACACGCUGCACAACCUCGCGCAGGCCGCGCACUGCGCCGCGCAGGGUAAAGUCGGCAGCGGCUUCGACGUCGCGGCCGCGGUCUUCGGCAGCUGCCGGUACCGCCGCUUCUCGCCGUCCCUGCUCGACGGGCUCGGCGCGCCGGGGCAGCCCGGGUUCGCGGAGGCGCUGGUGCGCAAGGUGGACGAGUUCCAGGGGUGGGACGUCGAGGUCGACAAGAGCGUCAGCCUGGCGCCGGGGUUGUGUCUGCGCAUGUGCGACGUGGACUGCGGCAGCCAGACGGUGGGCAUGGUGAAGAAGGUGCUCGCGUGGCGCAAGGAGGACGCGGCGGGGAGCAAGGCGCUGUGGGACGAGCUGCAGGGCCGGAAUGAGGCGCUGGCGGCGGUGUUGAAGGAUGGGCGGACCGAGGAGGUUGGCGCGGCGGUCGGCAAGGUGAGGGGGCUGAUUAGGAAGAUGGGCGAGGGCAGCGGGGUGCCGAUUGAGCCGCCGAGCCAGACGGAGCUGCUGGAUGCGGUGAGCGGGGUGGAGGGCGUGCUUGGGGGGGUUGUACCGGGCGCGGGCGGGUUUGACGCGCUGGCGCUGGUGAUGAGGGACGAUGAGAAGACGAGGAAGAGGGUUGAGAAGUUUUUGGAGGGGUGGAGCCGGGAGAAGGGGGCGAGGGUGAAGUUGCUGGGCGUUUUGGGGGAGAUGGAGGGCGCGCGGAGGGAGGAGCUGGGGGUUUAUGCUGGGUGGCUCUUGUGA
Messenger RNA from Colletotrichum chrysophilum, 1350 nucleotides. RefSeq lists its product as uncharacterized. Gene Ontology annotation, biological process: isopentenyl diphosphate biosynthetic process, mevalonate pathway; ergosterol biosynthetic process. Gene Ontology annotation, molecular function: ATP binding; phosphomevalonate kinase activity. Gene Ontology annotation, cellular component: peroxisome. The coding region runs from base 1 to 1350 and encodes 449 amino acids. The record is from RefSeq and is a predicted model, not a curated record. The transcript has 2 exons. Lineage: Eukaryota; Fungi; Ascomycota; Sordariomycetes; Glomerellales; Glomerellaceae.